This is a messenger RNA of Mus pahari (shrew mouse), 2054 nucleotides long. It is a transcript of the gene Aim2, whose product is annotated as absent in melanoma 2. The record is from RefSeq and is a predicted model, not a curated record. Gene Ontology annotation, molecular function: double-stranded DNA binding. The coding region runs from base 1078 to 1818 and encodes 246 amino acids. NCBI's taxonomy places the organism in Eukaryota, Metazoa, Chordata, Mammalia, Rodentia, Muridae. The transcript is spliced from 10 exons. Gene Ontology annotation, cellular component: AIM2 inflammasome complex. Gene Ontology annotation, biological process: activation of innate immune response; cellular response to interferon-beta.
UGGAGUUCCCUAUAUCUAAAAUAUCUCUGGCUGAGAGCUCUCAGCUGGAGGAGAAACUCGGCUGAGGCUUGUAAAAAGGAAACUGAAAACUAGCAUUUGCUUGGGCGGAGCCUUAAUAUGUAAUUACUUUGCCCCAGCAUCAGGGCUUAGGACUCAGCUGCAGGGCCAGGACUAGCCAAGUUUCAAAGUGAAAGGAGGUAGUUGAAUACUUUCCGCUUUCUGUCUCCCCCAAACCUGAUUUUCAUGAUUUUCAUGUCCUACCACAAAUAGUGAAAAUCUUUGUGAGGCGGAUGGUUUGAACUCUCGGGACAUACACCAGUCCGUGAGUUGAGAACUUAGGCUGCUAUGGAGAGAAGAAAAUCCCCUGAGAAUCGCAACCUGCCUGCUUCCUGUUCUGCCUGCCGCCAUGCUUCCCUAACUAGCUGCUAAGUUUUUUCCUUGUCCUGACGAAAUCUACCCUCAUGGACCUACACUACGGAACUGGACUGCUGGUGUAUUCAUGAAGUGCUCAUGAGUGGUUCGAGCCGCCGCUGAGGAUUCCUGUGAAUGGAACUGCUGAUUUACUAACAACGCAGAUGGAAAUUGCUUCAAAGAACAACUUCUAAACAGGUAUUAUUGUAUUAUCCUGUGAAUAAUACAAAGGCAGUUGGGACAAGACAGAACAGAGGGCUUGGAUUUACAAGACUUGAGGUCUGGCCACCUCAUCAUCCUUUAUAAGCUGUGUGGCAUCAGAAUAUCACAUACAUCCUAAAUUAAUAGAGAGAUAAACUAAAGAACAAAAGAAAGAAUCAUUAAUAGACCACUCAUAUAUGGGAAAGUGAAGUUUUGGCAAACAAAGAAGAUAUGGUCUUCUCCAUACAAUCACGGAAAAAUUCUUGCCAAUUGAACAAAAGGAUCUUCGUAUAGUUUUAUACCAUAUACAAAAGAAUUCAGAAUAGGUCAUAGAUACACAAGUUAAACCUUUAAAAUCUCUAGAGAAGAACACAGGAGAAAAAUCUUCUGAUCUUGAAUUUGAAGAGAUGGGACAGCAAAAUAUGGCCCUCCAGUGAAUGAACUGGCUGAUCCUGGGACUGUGAGAUGGAGAGCGAAUACAGGGAAAUGCUGUUGUUGACCGGCCUAGAUCACAUCACAGAGGAGGAACUGAAACGGUUCAAAUAUUUUGCUUUGACUGAGUUUCAGAUUGCCAGGAGCACACUCAACGUUGCAGAUAGGACAGAGUUAGCUGACCAACUGAUUCAAAGUGCAGGUGCAGCGUCUGCGGUGACAAAGGCCAUUAAUAUUUUCCAGAAGUUGAAUUAUAGGCAUAUUGCAAAUGCUCUUGAAGAGAAAAAGAAAGAAGCUGAAUGUAAAUUCAUGACCAAUACAAAGAAGAGAGGAACACAGAAGGUAGAAAAUAGAAGUCAAGCUGAAAACUGCUCUGCUGCCUCUGCCACCCGCAGUGACAAAGAUGUCAAGGAACAGGCUGCUACAGAAGUCUGUCCUCAAGCUAAGCCUCAGAAGAAACAGAUGGUGGCAGAACAGGAAGCCAUCAGAGAAGACUUACAGAAAGAUCCACUUGUAGUCAUGGUGCUGAAAGCUAUAAUAACAGAGCAAAAAGAUAGAAUAUUGUAUGGUAUACAUGAUAAAACAGGGACGAUGGAGGUGUUGGUGCUGGGAAACCCAAGCAAAACAAAGUGCGAGGAAGGAGACAAGAUCAGACUCACUUUCUUUGAGGUGUCAAAAAAUGGAGUGAAAAUUCAGUUGAAAUCUGGACCUUGUAGCUUCUUUAAGGUUAUUAAGGCUGCAAAACCAAAAUCUGGGAUGAAAAGUGUGGAGUGACGUCAACUCAUUUAAGAAACUUUUUCCUGAAGAAUCCUGAUGCUGCUUCUUGAACCAGACUGAGCUACCUGAGGAUAGCAGUUUACAACCUCAUCAUCCUAUUGUAUUAGUUAGAAAAGGACAAACACUCAAAAAACAACUGAAAAAAUGUAUGUAAACUUAUUAUUAAUUAAGUUAUUAAGACUGCCCCACCUGGAGAUCUGUCCCAUAUACAACCACCAAACCCAUACACUAUU